AUGCCCUGCUGUAUCGCCAUCAUCCAGUACCGCCAAUGCCAUCAUAACACAUUAUUCAAAAUAGGAUGCACCCUGAAAAUACCAUGCGAAUCCCUGUGCGAUCCUUCGGAACAAGAAACGCUGCUAGUGACACAAUAUCAGUGGUCUUGCGAAGAAUGCCACACUCGGCUAUGGUCAGAGCAGGAGGAAAAGAGAGCAUCAGCCUGGGACGAGCGUGUACAAAAGAUGGAAGAUGAAGAAGACGACUCUACAGAGCUAGCACAGCACCGAGAACGCAUCAUUGAUGGAAUCCGGGGUAGAGAAGCCUUUGAAGAGAAGCAUGUCUAUGAGCCUACACGACUGAAGCAAGUGGAAGAGAUCCAAUGGGUAGAGGAUUGGACGGUACAAUAUGGAAAACUACUCUGGGAAGUAAAACACAAUCGUGAAAAGGACGGAAUCUACACGGCCAGACGAGCAAAGUAUCUCUUGGAUGCCAAACUUUGGGAUCUGACUGUGGUCAGAGAUGUUACAAGAGACGGCGAUGCCAGGAAACAAGUGAACUACAAGAUGGAGGAUAGACCCAGCUAGCCGGCAGCAGUACCCCUUUCAAAGUACUAACAAACCGUUGUAAUUAGCUACUGGAGCCCUCUCCAUAUCCUUACCAUAGCCUUGGGUACAAUGUACAUCUUUUUGACAGACAGGAGUAUAGAAACAGUUGGUGGCUUGAUAGUGAUCGACCAUUAAUGACAACGAUUGACACGCUGUGCGGCGCUUCCAGAAGCAUGCCAUGUGACGAGACCGCCUGGGAGGCUCAAACGGAAUGAUAUUCAUAAGGCAUACGCCGUUUUGGGGUUUGUCUUGGGUUGGCGUUACGAAAGUCCUAAGCCUCAACAUGGCGCGUUGGGGUAAAGGAAGUGGCACGGCGAUCGGCAUCACAGCCUGGAUAGCCAUUAGGUAAUUCGAUACGUUUUAGGGACAGUCUCCCUUCCAUCUGCCGAGUGGGCUUCCGUCGAUUUGAGUGCUAGCUCCGAUUCAAAAUUUUCGCUAUUUGGUAUUUCAUGCAUGCCGAAAACGAGAAAAGGGUUGGACCUUACGUUUUGGGAGCAUUCAAGAUCGCAGCUAAUCCCCUCGAAAUCGCCAUCCCGAUGCAAGCCUGCGUAGCAUUACUACCGUCUGGAAUUGGUGGUGGCUACAGUGCCUUAGCGUCACUUUUUGGUGCAAGCGACUGCAACACCGUACACUUCAUUCCGGCGGGCGCUAAAAUCGCUGGGCGGUAGUUUGCAGGUAGAAAAUUUGCACGCCCUCACCGUCGCCAUACGAAACGGAAGAUUUCGGGGGCUCGGUAUC
Molecule: messenger RNA, 1326 nt
Organism: [Torrubiella] hemipterigena
Lineage: Eukaryota; Fungi; Ascomycota; Sordariomycetes; Hypocreales; Clavicipitaceae
Source: the annotation of a GenBank genome assembly